Ipomoea nil (Japanese morning glory) is the source of this 2007-nucleotide messenger RNA. RefSeq names its product transcription factor bHLH91-like. Bases 265 to 1689 code for a protein of 474 amino acids. Gene Ontology annotation, biological process: anther wall tapetum development; regulation of DNA-templated transcription. The transcript has 5 exons. The record is from RefSeq and is a predicted model, not a curated record. NCBI's taxonomy places the organism in Eukaryota, Viridiplantae, Streptophyta, Magnoliopsida, Solanales, Convolvulaceae. Gene Ontology annotation, molecular function: protein dimerization activity.
CAAACCAACCAACAAUCCCCAUUUCCCUAAAAUUUCAGUUGUUAGGGCGACUUAUACGUCAGUUCUUUCAUCCACACCGUCCAUCUGAUCUCCACAGGGUGGAGAGAUUAUAUUUCUGAUCUGUAGUGCCAAUUCCCUGAAACAAAACCCUCCUCCCUCCUUAUAAAGACUGAAGAGAGCAGGUUUGCAGACAAAGACCCACCAAAAUAGGAGUGGAAAGGAACAGAAAUAAUAUUGUGUGUACUGAAGAUUUGGGCAAGAAAAAUGUAUGUAGAGAGUGAUGGUGACUGUUUUGAUCCCAGUGUGGGAGUGGGAGAGGGUGGGGGAGUGGUGGUGCUAGGUGCAGAAGAUGAUGGGUUUCCUCAGAACCCUAGCUUUCCCUUGGAGGAAGAAGAAGAAGGGCACCCUUAUCAUCAUCAUCACCAUAACUCUUCUGAGGCUGCUGCCAUGGAGAUGGAGAUGGAGCUUCAGCAGCAGCUGAAUCUUGAGAUGGAACAGUGCUAUAAUGAUAAUAAUGGGAACAAUGGUCAUCAUCAUCAUCAGGGUGAUCCUCACUUCAUGCAGAAAUUGGGGCAUGAGAAUCAAGGGCUUUCAAAUUGGGAAGAAUUAGGGUUUUCUCAUCAGCCACAGAGCUUUCAAAUUCCCAUGCCUGAAACCCCAUGCCCACCAGCACCAGACCUACUUAACAUGUUCCCUUUGCCAAGAUGCUCACCAUCUUCUCUUCUCCCAAACCCAUCUUUUUCCUCAACUUUCUUGACUUCUUUAGGCCUAUUUGGGGACCUCCCAUCAUCAGCAGCAGAUGGUGCAUCUCCUUCAACUGUGGUGUGUGACCCUUCUUUGCUGCCUUUAAACCUCCCCCCACAGCCCCCUCUACUCAGAGAGCUCUUCCACUCCUUGCCUCAAGGUGGCUAUGGCUUUGGGGCCUCAAGGAGUAGUGGCUCCUUGUUUGGUGAGGUGGAUGAGAGAGAGGUGAAUGGUGCUUUCUACCAAACUGUGGAUGGCUGCAGGGAUUUUGAAAAUGGGGUUUUUGAGUUGACUGGGGAUAUGAAUGUCUUGGCUAAGAAUAGGGAUGGCAAAGGCACCAAACACUUUGCCACUGAGAGACAAAGGAGAGUCCAUUUGAAUGACAAGUAUGAAGCUUUAAAGAAAUUGGUUCCCAACCCAUCAAAGAAUGAUAGAGCCUCAGUUGUGCAUGAUGCAAUUGGGUACAUAAAUGAGCUGAAGAGGACAGUGGGUGAGCUAAAGAUUCUGGUGGAGAAGAAGAGGUGCAGCAGGGAGAGAAUGAAGAGACACAAAACAGAAGGGUGCAGCUCCAUGAUGGAUGGUGGAGAUCUGAAAUCUGUGGAGGAUGUGGACCAAUCCUACAGUGGAACCACACUGAGAAGUUCUUGGCUUCAGAGGAAAUCCAAGAACACUGAGGUUGAUGUUCGCAUAAUCGACGAUGAAGUCACUGUCAAACUUGUCCAGCAGAAGAGGAUCAACUGCCUCCUCUUUGUCUCCAAGGCUCUUGAUGAACUCCAGCUUGAUCUCCACCAUGUUGCUGGAGGCCUCAUUGGUGAUUACUAUAGCUUCCUCUUCAACUCCAAGAUUUGUGAAGGCUCUACAGUGUAUGCCAGUGCUAUUGCCAAUAAGCUGAUUGAAGUUGUGGACAAGCAUUAUACAGCCAUUGCACCAACCACUAGCUACUGAGAUGGAAGCCAUUCAAUGUCUGAUUGUGUAAUUACAGGAUGGUAUGUCACAAGGUGAUAAGAUAACCUCCAUCCAGGAAAGAUUGAAUGGCAACUUUCUUGAAGGGUCCUUAGAAUAACCAUUAACUCACUCAAUUUAUAUGGUAGCAAUAAUUACUGCAAAUAAAGAUAUAUGUCUGAAGUCUGAACACAAGAAUUAGUGUAGUGUAGUUUAGUGUUAUAUUAACAUAUAAUGGCUUUAGUUUGGUAGCAUGAAUGAAUGAAUGAUUGUAUGAAGGUUUUCCUUAGUGUUCAUGUGGUGGUCCAUUUGAAAUGUGAA